AUGAGUAAACAAACUGGCAAAGCUUCAUGGGAUAUAAGAACCACAAAGGUUUUUAUUGACCUGUGCAUUGAAGAAGUUGAAAAAGGGGGAAGAAAAGGAACUAGCUUGACAAAAACUGGUUGGACAAGUGUUGUGGACAGCUUCACUGCAAAGACUGGGAGAGCCUAUACGAGAAUCCAAUUGAAAAACAAAUAUGAUACCCUGCGAAAGGAGUGGCAGUUAUGGGAUAGGCUGCUCCGUGAGACAGGUUUGGGAUGGGAUGCCGAAAGGAAUACUGUUAGUGCCCCUGAUGAUUGGUGGGAGAAGAAAAUAGUGGAAGUUCCUGGCUACGAGAAAUUUAGAGAAAGAGGGCUUCAGUUUCGGGCUGAAUUGACUCAACUCUUUGGGUCUGUAGCUGCAACUGGACCCCAGUCAUGGGCACCUUCUUCCAUGACACUUCCAAGUGAAGGAGUUCCUGAAGAUGAUAUGGAAGAAGGGUCUGGAGAUAGUGAUGAAAUAUUGGGGGCACCAACUGGGAUAAGCGGAGAGUUUAAUUCGGUCACAUUCAAUGACAAUAGUGGAGGAAGUGGAGGCAACACUGGGAUGAGACGGGAAAACAGUCGUGGGGGUAGAAGCACAGGUGGCAGUCGACCUAGUAGCUCAUUAGGGGUUAAAAAAAAGGGUGAAUCCAUGAAGAAGAAGAACACUGCCACUAUGAAAAUAGCAGAUGCAUUAAGCAGGAUAGCUCAGGCAAAUGAAAAUGAUUCUCAGCGUGAAUAUGAAGAGAUUUCAGAAGCACGUGCUAGGAAGAUAGAAGAAGAAGCGCGUGCUUAUGAGACGUCAAUUGCGGGAGUCAUGGAGCACCUUAACGAAGUUGAUGAAGUUGUUGAUGAUCCUGAUUUGUUUGGCCGGUGCACAACACUCCUUAUGAGGGAGCAAGCUGCAAGGGAGAUGACAAGACAAAAAAUGGCUGAUGAAAUUAAAAUUGCGGAAAAGUAUCGUAAACGACGGAACAAACGGAUUAAUCAAGUUGCAGUAGCAGUUGGUGGAUACGCUUCUCUUCAUUUGUGUAAAGAGCCCCAGCACACAAGUAUUUAUACAGGCAAGGCAUGGGUAAGGGACGUUUUACAAGGCCAUUCCACCCGUUGUUAUAACAUGUUUAGGAUGGAAAGGGAAGUGUUUUUCAGUCUUUGCACAGAAUUGCAGCAACACGGUCUUACGGAAACUAGAAAUGUUGGGAUACAUGAAAUGGUUGCAAUGUUUUUAAAUACCGUUGGCCAUGCGCUUAGUAGUAGGAUGCAGCAAGAAAGAUUUCAGCAUUCGAGGGAGACAAUUAGUAGACAUUUCCAUAAUGUCUUAUUGGCAUGCUGUAGACUUGCUAUGUCCAAUAUCAAACCAAAAGAUCCAACAUUUCAACAUUUGCAUACAAAAAUACGGCCCGGUGGUCGAUACUGGCCCUUUUUCAAGCAUGCUAUUGGAGCAAUUGAUGGAACACAUAUUUCAUGCAUUGUUGAUGCAACUGAGCAAACAAAAUUUAUUAACCGAAAAGGAAAAGUGACGCAAAAUGUAAUGGCGUUUGAACAAGAAGGUUCUUAUGCAGAAGAAAAUAAUGAUGAUGAUGGACUUGGAUCUUCACAUAUACCUUCAUCAAUAGAAUCUUCAUCUCACAUGGCUCGACUUCGUGACUCAAUUAGAGAUCAAAUUGCUCACUAUAUACGAGAAUAG
Neltuma alba is the source of this 1704-nucleotide messenger RNA. RefSeq lists its product as uncharacterized. The transcript has 4 exons. The coding region runs from base 1 to 1704 and encodes 567 amino acids. Lineage: Eukaryota; Viridiplantae; Streptophyta; Magnoliopsida; Fabales; Fabaceae. The record is from RefSeq and is a predicted model, not a curated record.